GUAAACAGGGAGUGAAUUCGGCGCCUCCAUUGGCUGAGGUGGGUCACGUGUGGAAAACUUCUCGCCCUCCGGGCGCCAUCUUGGAGCAGCUAGUCAGAUUGUACCUGAUCUUCUCCGGAGAAGGGUCGCGGUGAAGGUUGUAUAUACAUAAGUGCUUUUCCUGGACGGUUCUUUCAGGAUUACCACUUAUGUAUAUACUUCUCUUCACUGACCAUAUAUAACCAGUUUUCUUCAUGAGUCGAAGAAAAAGCCAGAACCUCAGCGUGGUUCUAUAUUGGAGAACGAUCCUCACCCUGGAAAUGCUGGAAAAGAAGGAAAAUGAAGCCAACAGAAAAAACUCCAUAAAUGGAUAUCACAAGCAUCCAAAAAAUGGCAAAAUCAAUGGUAAAGUGAGACCGGAGCCAUCUUCUCCAGACAGCAGAUGUGAACAGGAUCCUAUGACGUUUUGCAGUGAAGGGGAAGCUCUUUUUCAAGCCCUGGAAAAAGACCCCAAGAACCUUGAAGCCAUCUCAAUAUUUGUACAGAAAUAUAAAAACAUGUUGAUACCCUGGAAGAACAGCGACUGUUGCCUGCGGUUGUGUGACCUCAGCGGCACCGACUACAUGGGUCAGGAUUACAUGCAAGAAGCCUGGGAAGAGUUACAUCUCCCCAAAACAACAAGGAUGCAGGUGUUUGGCACGCUAGAAUACACUCAGGACGUACUUCUUAGUGUGCCGUGUGUUAUACUUGUGGGAGAGGAUGGGUGUAUCUACGCCUACAGGGAUGAAGAGCUGCACCUCAUAGCAAACAGCUUAAAGGAAUUUGUACAAAAUGGCAACAGGAAAGUUUAUAAGUCUUAUUGUUAUCCUGAAUCCAAAGAAAAGGAAAUUGAAUCUCCACAAGAUGAGGAAAUACUGAAAAUCAGACAAGAAACAAAAGAUUUUGUAAACAAAAGUACAGAACAAUUUGGUGAUUUCUUGGAUUUCCUUUCCUUGUGAUUUGCAAUCAAAGCCGUGUCACUUAAAGGAGAAGUGCGGUGCACAAUAGUAUCUUUCAUAUUCUUUAAAGGAAAACUGUCACAUGUUCACCCCCGCACUAACCACAGGUACUGACAGUGCGGGGGACGCCGAUUCAUAUGAUACCUACCUUGCCCGGAUCCGUUCGUCUGUAAUCUUAUGCUUUCAAUAUAUGCAAAUGUGGCUGUAACUGGCACAGGGGGGGGGGGGGGGGUGGGUGUUUCAGGAGCCUAGUGGCACUGUGGCAUCAGCGCCGCCCGCUUAUUAAUAUUCAUCCCCCUCCCCCCCCCCCCCCCCGCUCCUAAUUUGUCUUCACUGCGCAUGUCAGGAAGCUGUCUGGGAGUUGUAGUCUUGGCACUACAACUCCCCGGAUGCCCAGAUAGCAUAGGCUGUCAAGGCAUGCUGGAAAGCAAAUAGCUGUCUGUCUGGGCUUUCUGGGAGUUGUAGUUUUAGAACUGCUGGAGGGAGCACUGCAACUACCAGCAUGCCCGGACAGCCUUAUGCUGUCAAGACAAGCUGGGAGUUGUAGUGUAGCAACAACCGGAGACCCUCCUGUUAGACAAAGUUGUUUUGUAGGGAAAGGUUUGUGUUUUACUAUUUUCCGGUGUUGUUACUUCUUCCUCCGCACUCAGGCACCUACACUGUGGAUUUUAGCUAGUAAGCCGUGUGUUUACAUAGCUAGAAUGUGCUGCAGCGUGCUCUUCUAUUGGACAGGGAAGAACCGCAAGGAAAGGUGUGGUGGGGGGGCACUUUAUUAUAAGGUCAGCAGCUUACAGGAAGCAGGGAGUCAUGGGAAAUGUAGUCUCUAUUACAUGGCGGCUAUUACCGGAGAACGGCUGGACCAAUUUGGACAAAUGAGGUAUCAUUGGAAAGGGCCAUCAAAUGAGGUAUUGUUUUUUUUUUUUUUUUUAAAGUACCAGCGCUGCAUAUCUCCUUUAAGUCUAUGCAGCUCGCAAUCUUGUAUGUUCCUUGCACGUUUAAUGCAGCUCUUAGGCUCGUUUCAUUGUUUUGCAUCCUGUUAAGUGUCCUGCAGAACUUCCGUGGUGGAGAAUUCUGCUGCGGAAAUUCCAGACUCUGGACACGACAAAAGAAUAAAACAUAUAUGUGAUCCUAGAAGUGUUCUAAUGCAGGAUUAAGAAUAAAACAUAUAUGUGAUCCUAGAAGUGUUCUAAUGCAGGAUUAAGAAUAAAACAUAUAUGUGAUCCUAGAAGUGUUCUAAUGCAGGAUUAAGAAUAAAACAUAUAUGUGAUCCUAGAAGUGUUCUAAUGCAGGAUUAAGAAUAAAACAUAUAUGUGAUCCUAGAAGUGUUCUAAUGCAGGAUUAAGAAUAAAACAUAUAUGUGAUCCUAGAAGUGUUCUAAUGCAGGAUUAAGAAUAAACAUAUAUGUGAUCCUAGAAGUGUUCUAAUGCAGGAUUAAGAAUAAACAUAUAUGUGAUCCUAGAAGUGUUCUAACGCAGGAUUAAGAAUAAACAUAUAUGUGAUCCUAGAAGUGUUCUAAUGCAGGAUUAAGAAUAAAACAUGUGAUCCUAGAAGUGUUCUAAUGCAGGAUUACACAGCAAUAAGCAUCUCCUGGGUAAGUGUAUCACAAUUCUGUCUGCUCCCGGCAGUGUAUAUCUGUCCUGCUAUAAAAUAUAAGAAGAACCUUUGUAACAAGACAGAUAUACACCACCGGGAGAUGACAGUGGGUUCAAUGAGCAGAUCGUUCUGUGCGAGGCGCUUAUCUCAUUGGUGUUAAUGAUUGACAGCUCUACGUGUAUACACAGUACGGAGAAGCGCCAAUCUUUGUGCCAUCUACAUUGCAAAAAAAUCGCUAGCGCAGUGUUUUCCAACAAGUGGGUCUCCAGCUGUUGCAAAACUACAAUUCCCAGCAUGCCCGGACAGCCUUCGGCUGUCCGGGCAUGCUGGGAGUUGUAGUUCUGCAACACUAUCUGGGAAAACACUUACAUGGCGUCAAGCUGUUAUAAAACUACAACUCCCAGCAUACCCAAACUGCCCUUGGAUCUGACCGAUCUGCCGUGAACCUAUGUUCUGCCUUGCCACGGAGAUGUGCCAUCCAAUUCAUUCUCAUGUAGGAAAUGACAGCCUCACCGGGCGUCACAAAAUUUCCUAAUUUAUUAGAUUUUUUUUUAUUUUAUUAUUUCAGCUUCCAGAAAUGUUGCUUACAGUUCAUGGUGCAGUGUUUUUUUUUUUUAAUCUGUUUGAGAGGUUCUUUAAGGGGGAAAAUAAACUUCCCUAGUAGCAGCACUUAUC
Molecule: messenger RNA, 3245 nt
Organism: Hyla sarda
Lineage: Eukaryota; Metazoa; Chordata; Amphibia; Anura; Hylidae
Exons: 5
Coding region: 234-977 (247 amino acids)
Source: RefSeq, a predicted model, not a curated record